Messenger RNA from Fraxinus pennsylvanica, 483 nucleotides. The record is from the annotation of a GenBank genome assembly. NCBI's taxonomy places the organism in Eukaryota, Viridiplantae, Streptophyta, Magnoliopsida, Lamiales, Oleaceae.
AUGUCGACCAAUAUCAAAGGUCUUUUGGAAGGUCUUCGAUACAUUUCUCAAAUAUUCGAUUCGAAAGGCAGCAGAAAAGAGAAUUCUUCGUGUAGGGACCUAUCCGAUAUUCCAAAAUCCUCAAGACGCCGUUCUUCGAAAGAAGGUUCAUCGGAUUCCCCGAAAAAGAAAGAUUCAUCAUCCAGAGGCAAAUCAAGACGACACUCCAAGGACUCGUCUGAAGGCAGCGGUAAAUCCAGUCGACAACACCAGGAAGUAGACCAAGGAUCAACCGACUCGUCCUCAUCUUAUCUCCCAGAAAUUCCCAAGAAAUCACGCAGAAUGAAGUCUAAAGAGUCAAUAAGUGGUGGAUCGACCCAAUCAAGAGUGAAAGGCUCCUCGUCCUCCAAUCCUGGAUCCCCUUGCAGUGAGCCGAAUCAAACUUCAAGUGUAAAGCCAGUUAUAGAGGAAGAUCAAGACAAGAAAAACAGUGAUGGAUGUUGA